Messenger RNA from Owenia fusiformis, 2707 nucleotides. NCBI's taxonomy places the organism in Eukaryota, Metazoa, Annelida, Polychaeta, Sabellida, Oweniidae. The record is from the annotation of a GenBank genome assembly.
CCCACCCCUAGAUCCGCCAGGCAUUGUAGCCCAAUCCUUUCAUACUGAAAUGGUAUGAACUGUGUGACUAACUUUACGUCACAUGACCAAGGUCACAUGAUCAUGCAAAAUGGAGAUGAGAGAAAGCACAGACGUAUUAUUUAAAGUUCUGAUAACUUAUGCUAUAAUUGCCGAAACACUACAAUGUGGAAUCACAACGCAUAUAGAAAUAGCCCACAGAGCAUAUGAGUUCUAUGAUGGCAGAAGAGUAAUGCAAGCACAAGUGGGUGAGAAGACUGUAGACUUCCAGAAACUUAUAGUGGAGCACCAGGAUGCCUUUCAGGCUGGAAACCCAUACCCAGAUGCUUAUUAUAAUCCCAUCUGUCAAUAUGGUGUAUACCAUGAUAUAUCUGAGGAUACCCAUUGGACGCCAUUCAUGAAUGCUACCAUUAACUACAUAAGAAACCACUACCCUCCACCUUGGAAUAAGGCCACAGAGAAGUUGAUUGUGUUCCUACUUGGGCUGAUCUCCCAUCAGGUGGCUGAUGUGUCUUGGCACAGUCUUGGCAUUAACCAUGGCUUCCUCUCUGUCAUGGGGGAUGUAAAUUAUCAUGGCUCAUUUGAUAAUGCUCACUCUGAUGGAGAUCCUGGUGGUGAUGUCUUGAACCAGUAUGAAUUGAAUACAAACUAUAUACAUGAACUCUCGGAUUGGUAUGUACCAGUGGAUGAUCUUGUAAACAUAUACAGAGAGCUCUAUGGGGCUGAUAGGAUGCCUGAAUCUGUCAUUGAAGAGUGUACAAUGUUUCUGUUCCUUGGCAGGCUUGGUGAGCAGCUUGCAAUUGCAAAGCUUCUUCCAAAGUAUGCAUCAAAGAGUCCUUUCCUGGUGGACAAGUUAAAUGACUUCUUCCUUGGUGGUGUGUUUGAUAUGUCCGUCUGGACUACUAAUAUUUGGGAUAAAGCUUUGUUUAUGUUGGACAAGGGAACAAGUGCUUGUGAUUUACCCCACAACCCACUGUACAUCAGCUGUAAUAUGACAAAUCUAGAAGCCCCACCUAGGAAGCAGCAGGGAAGCCGUAAUGCUGAGAAAAACGGCUUCUUUGUGGCCUCACGGUUCCCUGGCCUCAGUAGAGGGGAUGUAUUGAUCAGAAGAACCAAGAGGGGUGUAUAUCUGUCAGCCAGUAAAAGGGUUAAGCAUUUAUUUAAGAAACAAGCGGAACUGUCUGAAUACCACCAAAACAAGACAUUAGACCAAUACUCAAGACUGAAUGAUGCCAAGGUCAAAACUGCAAUAUCUUCAUAUACUCUGAGUCGGCCAUAUGCCAGAGUUGGAGGGGCAAUGCUGAGUGGUGACUUGAACAAUGAUGGCUGGGAUGAUCUUAUAAUAGGAGCCCCUGGGUACAGCACUUUGGGAAACAUAGAGGCUGGACGUGUAUAUGUUAUACUAGGUUCAAGGAUAGGAUUACCUAGUGGCUUCAACAUUGACCUAGAUGACGUGUCCAACUUCACCAUCUCAGGCCCAUAUAAGGAGAAUGGAAGAUUUGGCAGCUCACUUGCGAUAGUUGACAUUAACAGGGAUGGCUACCCUGACCUUGCAGUUGGUGCGCCAUCUAUUGGAUCAAAAGUACUUCAAUAUACAGGCAGAGUGUAUGUGUACUAUGGUAGACCAGGAGGUUUUUUGUCUUCAGUACCAGACCUCACUGUGGAAUGUCAGGCAGUCUAUUGUAACCUUGGUUACUCUCUCAGCAGUGGAGAUCUGAAUGGGGACACAUACAAUGACCUUGUCAUUGGAGCUCCAUUCGCGCCUGUAGUUAAUGGAAGUGCACUCCGGGGAUUUGUAGGCGCCAUCUAUGCUAAAUCAGUCUACCAAAAAGGCCACGUCUCUUUGACAACUUUAGACUUUGAUUGGAGAGUAGAUGGGGAACAGGAUUAUUCCUGGUUCGGCUAUGAUGUCAAGGUCAAGAAGACAAGUCUCAGUGGAAUGUGGGUCAUGGUUGGAGCCCCUACAUACAGAAAAUGCCAAAUUCCAAAUUGUACAUUUUCUGAUGAGGAUACCCAGAGUGUAGGGAAGUUUUAUGUGUACCGACCACCCUCUCUCAUCCAUCUAUUUGAAGGGAGGGAGGAAUUCAGCAACCUUGGACACAGUUUCUCUGUUGGGAUGCCUUACGAGAAAUACACAGAUAUGUUGGCUAUAAGCAUGCCCAGCAACUCUGUUUCUGGUAGUGUGUUAGGUUUACCAGUAAGCGUCACACAAGCUGGUACUGUCCUCAUGUACAAUGUCUCUAGACUACUAUCUGAUGACAAGUAUCUUGUUGCUACAUUCUCUGGUGACAGGCGCUAUGAUAGGUUUGGGCACCAUCUACAGUUCAGUGAUAUAGAUGGCGAUGGUUUAGAUGACCUGAUCAUCACUGCACCCCUGAGAACGGAUGACAUCACAGGGGAACUUUAUGGAGCUGAGGAAGGCAGAGUCUAUAUCUACAUGUCCAAUUAUGAUCGCUUCCCAGAAUUUAAUUCUACAACCACAGACUGCCCUCAGAUGUCGCUAGUAGUACCUUGCCCCCAGCACUCAGCCACCUAUGAAUUACGUUAUGGGGAAGAGCAAGCUAGAUUUGGUAGUAAUGUUGCUGUUGUUAAAUCACCAGGGAAACAAGCCAAAGUAGCAGUGUCAGCCCUACAUAGCAGUCUUGGAGCUCGCAUGUCUGGUGUGAUAGCAAUAUACUCAUUCCCAUAG